This is a messenger RNA of Lymnaea stagnalis (great pond snail), 7951 nucleotides long. The record is from the annotation of a GenBank genome assembly. Lineage: Eukaryota; Metazoa; Mollusca; Gastropoda; Lymnaeidae.
CGAAAUUAGUUUGAGAACGAUAAAUACGACAAAAGCAAUUUAAUUCAUCUUUCGAUACCGAUUACUAUCCUGCUACGAAGCAUGAAGAUGAUGUGGAUUACGUUUACCGGCUUUGCAUUUCGAUAUUUAAGAAAAUAUUCACAUAAGAAAUAUGUGCUUUUUACAGCAUUUAUUGUUAUUAGCCUUCUAAUGCAAACAGUCCACACUUUAGAAGUGGCAUGGGCAGUAAAUUGCGGAGGUGACGAGCAUACCGAUGUCCAUGGUAUUCAUUAUCAAGCAGAUCCGUUAGAUAUUGGGCACCGGUCAGACUUUGGAAAAAGCCUAAUGAUACAGAGAGUUGUCCCACAAGAUCAAAUCCUUUACCAGACUGAAAGAUAUCAUAUCAAUACGUUUGGUUACGAUAUACCAGUGUAUCGAGAUGGAGACUAUGUCAUUGUUUUAAAAUUUAGUGAAGUUUGGUUUGCAGCUCAAAAUCAAAAGGUGAUUCACUCCUCAGUCCUAAUCACUCCAAUUUAAAUUUAAUUUUUUAGAAAUUAAAAUUUUAAUUUAGGCUACUGACACUACUGAUUUUUUAAAAGCUUAAGUUGGUAUAAACAUACAAGGUAAAAGUGCAGUUCAGCUGCCUAUAUUAUAUCUGUUUGAAUUUAUUAUUUUUGCGUGUAAACUUAAGUUAAUGAAUCCUUUAUUAUAAGUAUUUUAAAAGUAAAAUACCGGUACCAUCUUUUUAUUGGAAUACAACAACAACUUAACAAAUUUUGCGAGAUAAAAAAGUACAUUUUCAUGAAUCAUUUGUCUUUUAUGGAGCCAUUGUGAAUGAUUGUGGUUAAAUCAAGGAUAACUCUUCUGUCUUUAAAGACAAGUUAUAAAAGUCGCUCAAUUGGAUGUAUCUUUGUUAAAAUAAAUGUUGUAUUUAUUUUAUAACUUUACUGUCAAAUAUAACCCGAGUUGCCCGAGAUUGCAUUCAGAUAAAAACAUCGGCUAUGUCAUGUCCUUUUAAUUCACAUUGCUAUUAAGUAUUAAGCAAAAUGUCGACAAAAACAUCACCGUGUUAAAAAAAAUAAAAUCAUUUGUCUCUUAUAAAAACACUUAAAACAACUUAUGUAAACCUUUUGUUUUUCCUGUUUUCCGAUGAUGGGAUCCCGAUCCGGACGGCAUUCCGUUUCCGAUAGAAUCCUGGUCAUGGUGGGAUCCCGGAUCCUGAUCCCGGUCAUGGUGGGAUCCGAAACCCGGUAUGAUCCAGAUCCUGGUGAGAUCCCGUUUCUGGUGGUAUCCCAAUCCAAAUGAGAUCCCAAUCCGGUGAGAUCCCGGUAGGAUCUCAAGCCCGGUGAAUCCCGAUCCCGGAGGGAUCUGUUUCCGGUGAUAUUCCAAUCCCGAUAGGAUCUUGAUCCCAGUGAGAUCCUGAUCCCGGUGAGAUCCCGAUCCAGUGAGUUCCCGAUCCCGGUGGGAUACCGGUUCCAGUGUUAUCCCAUUUCCGUUGAGAUCCAGAUUCCAGUAGUUUUAGGAAACUCUCAUAUUGACAUACGUCUGGGGGGCUCGUGCGUAAUGAAAAAUCUAGUAUUUCAUUCUUUUUUAUGAACAUGCCUACAGUUUGAAAAUUUGUUUAGCAUACUAACUUAUAGGUGGUUCAAAAUCUGGCCAUAGGGUGAAAAUAAAAUACAAAACAAAUGGGGCUAUGUAACUUUGGUUGGAGGAUGUUUAAAGACUCUUUAGAAAUCAAAUAAUAAGAAAAGAGGCAAUGUAUAAUUCAGUAUUAGUUAACUAUAACUGCUGGUAUUUAAUUAAUAAAGAAUACACAUAAGUUUAGAUAAGAAAAUACGAAAUGCGUUAAGAAAUAAUAUACGCACCUGAUCUGCACUUUUACCAAUAUACAAUUAAUAGGCCUAAAUAAAUUAUUUUGACUCCUGUAGGGCCUACAAUGAAUAUAGGCAUGUUAGUUGUAUGUACUUAUCUUUUAGAGGUCUGCCUACUACUACUACCACUACAUUCCCAGCACUAUUCUACUGUGAUUCACAGAAUGUGAUCAGUGAUGGGUAAAAGUGUAGUUAGCAUGGACUUUGCCAAGAGUUGUCUCACACUAAGCGCUGUGAUGUCACUUUGGGGAAUCCUAACACUGGACUUAGGGUGACAGGGCCAACAGUUGGACCUGAAUGAUGUACAGUCGUACAAAAACUUGAUCAAGAUACUGUAGUGAAAAUGAUACAGCACACUCUUUGUCUGGGUUAAUUAUACACGCCUGUAUUACAAUUAAAAUUACUGUACGUGUAAACAUACAGCCUAUGUAUUCGAACACUCCCAGAGUCCAAUAAUGUAAAAAAAAACAUACCUGGGAAUUUAUAGGGUUGUGGACAGGUUUUCUAUGCUUUAACUACAAAUAUAUUCGAUUUAUAAAAUAAUGAUUCCUACUUCGCGGAAAUUUACAAUUAUCUCGGUAGUGUCUGGAAUUGAUUAAAUGCGAUAAACGAGGGACAACUGUAAAUGAUAACUUUACCAUUCUUCAAUGAGCAUUAUUUGUAUCAUAAACUAAAUCCAACCACCGAUACUGUUAAUAUGAAAUAUAUUAAAAUGAAAAUUUCCAUUUGUUUUUUUAUUAAUAUUCAACUUACUAGGUUCAAAAGAAAUUCUUAAAAAAGAAACUCAUUCUUGCUGAUAACCCAAGAGGAACACUGGAAUAAAGACAUGCACAUUGUUAAAAGUGCUGUCUUUCGAGUGGUUGAAAACAAAGUACUAUCAGUAUACUUUCGUUAUUUCACCGGACAUUUCAAAAUAAUUUUCCGAGAGGAGAGACACCCAACCCCUUCUCCUACCUUCAAUACAAAAAUAAGACACUAAAUAAUUUCUGGGGUGGGGAGACCCUUACUCAAACCCCUCCAACCACCUUCAAUACAAAAAUAAAAAAAUAAUUUAUCAAAUAAAUACAGAGCUAAAGAUUGAAAUCUUUUGAAUACAAAACUAUGGCCAGUUGUUGACCUGGGAAACCCUCACGACUUAUAAAUCAUGGAAGACAUUGCUGGCCCUGCUGCUAAUUGCAUUUUAAUAAUUUAAUAUAUUUUAUUUUAUUCAAUAAUUUUAAUAAUUAAUUAUUUUUUGAGAGGUAUCCAGUCUAAAUUAAGGUCAAACCCCAAUUAGGCAAAUUAUUUAAAUAAAUUAAAUAAACUUUUACCUUUUUUUUCUGAUUGCUGCCAGCAAGCUUGUAUUAUAUAUAAGCAUAUGUUAAGGGUAACUACUAUAUAAGAAUAUGGCAUUCUAAGAAAACUAUGAAGGUCAAUAAAAUCUUCCUGAUAAUUGUUUUUUUAAAUAAAAAAAAAAAAAAACCCUUUUAAAAUCCCAACUUUUGAUUUUAAUUUUAUUACAUUUUCAGGAAUGAAUUAUGAAGUGUUUCUAGAAGUAGAAGUGGUUACUUUGUAUAUCUCAAUCUAAUUUAUGUACAUUAACAUCCUCAGGUUUUUGAUGUGGUUUUAAAUGGAGAGCACACAGUAGUCAGUGAGCUUGACAUAUUUGCUAGAGUUGGUCGAGGUGUUGCACAUGAUGAAAUCAUUCCAUUCUCAAUAAGAGGGGGAAAGCUCAGAGUGAAUGGAGAAACAUCACAAGUUGAUGGAAACAAAAUUUCCAUUGAAUUUAUUAAGGUAUGUUCUGUUAACAUUGUUAAACUUCAAGUGUAAUGCUUAGUUAUUGACUUAUUUUUUUAAUUUGAUCUAAAAUCAUUUAUUGUGUGUAUCAUUUUAUUUUUUGGUAGGGUGAUAUGGACAAUCCAAAGGUGAAUGCCAUUUAUGUUAUUAAAGGAACAGUAGACGGUAAGUGGCAUAAUUUAAUUAUAUAAUUUAACUUUGUUUCUCAGUAAAAGUGAAUUUUUUUAUUUAUGUCUUUUAUCCCCAUAUAUAGUUAUUGUUACAUAUAUUAGUGUUUCCUUUGUUUCUGUCCCUCUAAAAUCUUGCUAAUGCAACACUCCAAUUAUCCAAUAAAUUUACAGAACUACCGUAUCUACAAAAUUUGAAGUCAAAAAAUAUUUUUCUUAUAAUGUCGAAGGUUCUGGAUUAUAGACAUUUGAAAUUUCAUAUAACAGUGGGGAAAAAUUGCAUAUUGCUCCCUAGUUAUUUUAGGAGUUGAAAAGAUGUAAAUUUUUAGUUCACCGAAAUACAUGAUGCAACAAAAUGUGUGCCUAAUAAAUGUGGUGCACAUUUUUUUAAACUUUUGCUUGAUUUUUUAAACUAAUUAAAAUAUAGUAAUAAUUAGGAACAUUAAAUUUAAUCAUCAAUUAAAGUAUUAUUUGAAACAAUUGAAUUAUGUGUCCCACUAACUCCAAUGCCUGGGAACCGAACCCGGAUGCAGUCAGUCAGUCAGAUAGAAAAUUAUCUGGUAAAUAACAUUGGUCAAUCUAGCCAUAUUGUUGUUUUUUUAAUUAGUUGAGGGCACUCUCAAUGAGCACCAUGUUUUUGCUUGGCGAGUUAAAUUUAAAUUUCUUAAAACAAUGUAGUAAAUAAUUACUUGGAAUUUAGACUUAAGUACCCGAAAUUUAUUUUAUGCAUAGCAGUUGUGAGUUGUCGUUUUUUCAAAAUAUCUUCCUUUAACAAAGAUAUCCCCAAGCUUCCCAGUAUGCCUGGAACUGAUGUCCCAGAAGAAGAAGAAGAAGAUGAUGAAGAAUCUCAAAGUCUAAAACCUCAAAAGUCUCGGAAACCUUCAGGUCCAAAGAUGAAAGAUCCCUAUGCAGCGGAUGAUACAAGUGCCAUGUUGUUACCAGUGUUUGUAGCUAUUGGAGCAUUUAUUCCAUUGUUAUACUGCUUAUGUAAAUUAUAAGGUUAAUUAUGAUACUAGUUUAUUGCUGUUACCACAUUACUCUGAAUUGCCUAGCAGUCAUAUUAUUUUUUUCUUUGAAGUUAUGGGCAAGCAUCAUACAGAUUUAUUCAUUAAAAACAACAAUAUGGAUUACUAUGGUUAAUAUAAAUAUAGUAUUGUUCUUAUUACACUAUUUUAAUAUAAUAUUGUGAUGGUGAGAAAGCAGUUUAUUUGCACUACUUUUUUUUAAAUUUUUUUUUUUUUUAAAUUAAAAAAAAAUCUAAAAUGAACCUUUGAUUGUGAGAUUCUCUCAUCAUGAAUUUAUUGUGCACAUUGGUUUGCUGCCAAAUAAAUGAUGACAUGUUAAUCCAAGUGUUCUACUGGUAUGGACAAUUCAUUGGGGUUCCAUUUUCUUUGCUUAAGAAAUAACACUUUUUAACUAUAAUGGCAAAGUGUAUAUGAAUUAAUGCUGCGUUAAGGUGAAGCAUUCCUAAAUCAGUCGGGCAAGCUUCAUUCUGUUCAUGUUCAUUUAGCUUUCUUUAUAUUUUUGCUUAAAAUCAAUGCUUUUGGUGAACUAAGUUUCUUCUUCUUCUACCAAGUUGUUAAUCCACAUGAAAGCUUAGUACUGUGUUAUAUUUAAAAUGAAAUUUUAAUAUCUAUUUGGAAAAUUGGCUAAUUCUGAACUUGUUUAAAAGCAUGAAAUUUGUACAGAGUGUUAAGACAAAGUUAAUUCCUAUCAUUUAAAAACAUUUCACUAUUGAUCUCUUAUAAUUAUUAUGAUCUAUGAUCUUAAUUUAUUUUUGGUAGUCUACAAAUGCAGGUCAUGAAUAUAAAUUUCAAAGUGGAACAAGUUAUGAUUUAAGGCUGAGCUUUCGAAUUUCCUUUGAAAUUUUCACAGUACCAUCAUUUGCUUGUUGCGGAGAAAUUAAUAAUCCUCUACUCAUUUAUAUUAAAGAAUGUGAUAUUAUAGUUCUGUAGAGAUUCUUUAAUGUUUUGCUUUUUUAAAUGUUUUAAAAUGCAAAAAUGUACUGAAUUAAUAGUCAGAUCCAGGGUUAAUUCUGAAUUUUGUUGCCAAAAUAGGUUAAAGAAUUGUUGCAACCUAUUUUUCAAGUAUUACUGACUUUUUAGAAACUAUUGAAUUGAUAAAAUAAAAAAUUAGUUAGGUCAUUUACCAUAAAGUCCUUAUUCCAUUUAUAAUGUGCAAUUAAUUUAGAUCGAAUUUAGAAAAUAAACUAGUAAUUACAUUCAUUUAUGACACAAUUUUUAAAUUAUUUUAUUUUUAAUUUAAAACAAUUUUUAUACAUUUGAUAGCUUUGAUUGCAAUUAUGAAUCAAAAUUAUUUCUAGUAGCCUUCCAUUGUUAUUUAGAUUAUUAUUAUAUGUCUAUUUUGCAUGUGCAUCAUCUUAAAUUAAAUGGUUGAUUUUAAAUAGAUAAUUAUUUGCUUUACAUUCCCAAGAAAUGUUAAUGAUUUAUAGGUAUGCAUAUUUAUAGAUUUGGUUUCUUUUUUCUUCUUUUUUUUUAUAUACAGUUGGCUUUACCUAAGUCAAAUGGUCAAACUAUUUUAAUAUUUAAAACAACCUCCUCAAAGUUUUGUUAUUUUUUAUCACAAGGUUUUGACUUUACUUUUGUAUUUCGCAAGUUUUAAAAAAUGUAUGCAUAGUUAUUUUAAAUUAAUGAAUGGUCAAAAAAGUAAAACAUGUAUGUUGUUAUUGAGUGAUAGUUUGGUUGUUGUUUUUUUGAGUGAGAAUAUUAUUAUUUUUUGGAGCGAGAACUUUUAUUGAUGGAAAUUUUCUUGCAUUUUGUGGUGUGUAGUGUUAAAGCUAGAAUGAUUUGUAUGUUGCUGAUUAACUUAUUAAAAAGUUACAAAUUGAAUGCAGUAAUCUGAAAGUUUAUUAAAUCUUGGGAUUUAAUAUAUUUUGCAUCUUUAAGUUUUCAUACAAUUUUAAUAUGCACCGUUGAGCACUGGCUGCUUUUGUUUCUGCUACACAUGUCAUGAAAAGUAUUUAUUUUGAAGAAAAAUUAUUUUAAGUUUGUAUUUGUUAUUUUUUGGAUGCAACAGUAUAGUGGUGCACUUGAGAGCAUAAAAUUGAGCAGAACAUAAAAAGUCUUUAAUUUUCAAACAUUAAAAAUACCCACGGAUUUUAUUUUCAUUUUACAAGACUUAAUAAAAAAAAUUGUUUGCUUUCAAUAGAAUUUCAACUGAUUUUGUAAAAUCUUGUAAAGACCAGUUUGAGUCUUAAUAAUGCACACAAAAAAAAGAAAAGAAAAUAUAAUAAGAUUAAGAUGGAUGAAUGCAUCCAGGUUUGAAUUACAUAAAAAUAAAAACUCCGUGAUGGCGAUUAGUCCCAGUAUUUAAUUGUUAUUCGCCUAUUAUCAUUGUUAAUUUUAAUGCUUGAUUAAAUACCCUUUAAUGUAACAAUAGUGAAGAUAUAGAUAAGAUGCUCAAAAGCUAAUUAACAUUAGCAAUUUAGAUGAAACAAUCUAGUGCAUUGGAUUAGAGUCUUAUACUUAUUAUGAGAGAUCUAUAUGGUGGAAUGUGCUGGUACAGAAUGAAAAAUUAUUUUAUCUCCUGUUGACUGACAUUUAUCUUAAAUCAUUUUGUGACUUCAUAAUUUGUAUGAUAAAUAAUUCUAGUAUUUUCAUUCAUUGAAAUUGACUUUAUAAAGUCGGCUCGUAGUUAUAUAACGUUGUUAUCAAAAUAAUUUUUUUUUUAAUGUUAUGUUUUUACAUUGUAUUUUAAUUCCACAAACUUCAUCUUUAACUUUGAUUGUAGAAUAUCUUUAUUCCUUUUGCUCUGCAUUUUUAUUAAACUUUGUCCAACAAUUUCCAACCCUUUAAAAUUGAUGAGAGCCAGUGUUGUGGUUGAUUUUUAAGGCAUUCAAUAAUGGAGAGGUAUCAAAGGAUGUGGUCCACUUGUUGACACACAUCACUUUAUUUAAUGCAAAUACCUCCUUAUAAUAUAACUUCCCCUGCAGCACCCAUGCAUGAAAACUCUAAUGAAUGUUGUACCUGAUGUGAAAAAAAUAAAUGAUUUUUUGCACAAAUCUUUUAGCUACCUGUUAUUUUCAUUGUUUUUGUUGGUAUUUUCUAUGAAACUAUUUUAAUGAACAGAAUAUGUUUACCCUUUGUAUUAUUGAAAUAAAUUUGUCAUCUUGCUUGAGGACUUUGCUGCUGUAGCCUG